Messenger RNA from Cyclocybe aegerita, 702 nucleotides. NCBI's taxonomy places the organism in Eukaryota, Fungi, Basidiomycota, Agaricomycetes, Agaricales, Hemipholiotaceae. The record is from the annotation of a GenBank genome assembly.
AUGACCGACGGCAAGAUUAUGGAUCGUCUGCCCGCGACACGGACAGGGCGUAUCGGAGGUCGAGAGAAGAUGUCGAACCACGUUCCUAUAGCGGCCGUCGGAAUCAAGACUACCACGAAAGGGACCGCGAGAGAGAACGAGAGAGGGAUCGAGGGCGCUACGACGGCCGUGCCAGAGAUGGAGACUAUGGCAGGCUCUCGUCCUGACUCGCCGGUAGAUAAGGCAAAACCCAAUUUUGCGCCUUCCGGGUUGCUGGCUGCAGAGACGAACACGGUGAAAGCCGCAGAUGGGACAAGCACUGUCCUCAAGUACAAUGAACCGCCAGAAGCGAGGAAACCGCUGCUAGGAUGGAGAUUGUACGUAUUCAAGGAUUCUCAACAAACUGAGCUCCUCCAUAUCCACCGACAGAGUGCGUACUUGGUUGGACGAGAUAGACUGGUUGCCGACAUUGCGCUGGACCAUCCUUCGUGCUCCAAACAACAUGCCGCGAUUCAAUACCGGUAUGUCCAGGAAAAAGAUGAAUUCGGAGGCUCUAAGGGGACUGUGAAGCCCUUCGUCAUCGAUCUUGAAUCGACCAAUGGGACAAUCGUCAACGACGAGACCAUCCCCGCUGCGCGAUAUUAUGAACUGAAGGCAGGAGACGUCAUCAAGUUCGGUCUCUCAACGAAGGAGUACGUUCUCCUUCAUGAUGAAGCGUCCUAA